AUGCGCCUGCAUCUUUCUGGCUUACUGCUCUACCUGGUGAUCUCAUUGCCUGCAGGUAACUGUACGGUCGGGCAUAGAGGUAUAGAGUUUCGAACAUGUACUUCAGUCCAAGGCCUUUGUUUCUUUGGUUGUAGGCCAGGAUGGACAUGGAUAGCUUUCUGUCACAACAUAAUGUCCUGUUGUAAAGAGGAAAAACUAUUUGCACCUCCUCAAAGCAAAGUUAGAUGA
Molecule: messenger RNA, 228 nt
Organism: Onychomys torridus (southern grasshopper mouse)
Lineage: Eukaryota; Metazoa; Chordata; Mammalia; Rodentia; Cricetidae
Gene: Defb136
Product: defensin beta 136
Exons: 2
Coding region: 1-228 (75 amino acids)
Biological process (GO): defense response to bacterium
Source: RefSeq, a predicted model, not a curated record